Doryrhamphus excisus (bluestripe pipefish) is the source of this 3272-nucleotide messenger RNA. The record is from RefSeq and is a predicted model, not a curated record. NCBI's taxonomy places the organism in Eukaryota, Metazoa, Chordata, Actinopteri, Syngnathiformes, Syngnathidae.
CCUGUCUUCAGCCGAUGUGGUUGACACCGGUACGCCGUAUCUAAGCACCAUCUAGUGGUUCAAACGUGAAUCACAUGUAUUGUGACAAUUUCUAUUUUUGAUUUGGUUUUAUUUCAAUCUGUCGUCAGUGGUGAGCAGCGCCGGCCACUUUCAGCCAAAAAAGACAUGCCAACGUUUGAUAACGGGUACCGACUGGAGUCUGUGCUCGGCAGGGGGGGCUUUGGUACCGUCUACUCGGGGGUCCGCAUGACCGACAGCCUGCCCGUGGCAGUGAAACAUGUGUGCAGCAACAGAGUGACUGAGUGGGGCUCUUUGGGCGACGUCGCUGUUCCACUGGAGAUCGUCUUGUUGAAGAAGGUGGGGGAGGCGUUUGGUGGCGUGGCUCGUCUCCUGGAUUGGUGGGAGCGGGCGGACGGCUGGUUCCUAGUGAUGGAGCGCCCUGAGUUGGUCCAGGACCUUUUUGACUACAUCACAGACCGUGGCGCUCUGGAUGAAGUGGCAGCGCGUGGCUUUUUCCGGCAGGUGCUGGAGGCGGUGCGCCACUGCUACACGUGCGGUGUAGUCCACAGCGACAUCAAGGACGAGAACCUUCUGGUGGACCUGCGGACUGGACAGAUCAAACUCAUCGACUUUGGCUCUGCGGCGCUCUUCAAAGACGGCAUUGACACUAACUUUGAGGGUACAAGAGUAUACAGUCCACCAGAAUGGAUCCGGCUCGGACAGUGCCAUGGCCGCUCGGCCACCGUGUGGUCUCUGGGCGUGCUGCUUUACGACAUGGUGUGCGGGGACGUCCCAUUCCAACGGGAUGAGGAGAUCCUGAGAGCACAGCCCUGCUUCAAUCGUAGUGUCUCGGCAGAAUGCCGGCAGCUGAUUGGCUGGUGUCUCAGCCUGAACCCCCAUGAGCGUCCAACCCUGGAGAUCUUCCUCCAUCCAUGGGUGACAUUUCACAACGGCAAUGAGGAGGCCGGCGUCACAGCUGACCACUCGUCAUCAUCUCGGGAAGGCAUGUGAUUUGUCCGUCAAACAGCGGAGGAGCAUCAGGUGGAUGUUCUCAGGCUCUGGAGAUGUGUGGAAUGUUCCUAGAGAGCCAGAAUGUCCCCAAAAUGUUCCCAAAAUGUUUCUCAUUCACUUUAUUUCACUAUUUUUAAUAAUAAUAUAUUUAUUAUUUUCAUUCAUUUUAUCUCCAAAGUCAAGAGUUAAUUUAAGUUGAACAAACCAAUUAAAUAGAUAGAUAGAUAGACAGACAGACAGAUAGUCUAUUCGCUCUAGUUUAUUCAUGUCCAAGAGAAAUGUCAUGUUGCUGUUUAACCUUCAUGUCUGAUCCAGACAGAUCCAUCCCGUGAUGACCUUACUGGGUGAGUUGGCGAAGAUAUGAAAGAAAGAAAUGAAACUUGCAAAAGAGCCAACUCAUGCCGUUAAACGCUGCAGCCACAAUACAUCCUCUCUCAAAGCUACCAUUCCAAAUGUCUAUGCAUAGUUGAACAUAUCUGGGCAUCUGUGCUACCAGGUGGACCAUGGAUGGAUGGGUGGAUCAUGACCAAAUGUAGGGUUUUAUUACUGGGCUGUAACAUUGGCAGCAUGUUGUACUGGUUCCACACCAGAUGGAGGUGGGGUCUUGCAACUCACUCAUUCUAACUCAUUCUACUUUAGGUCCCUGGUGUUUUCCUUUGACUACAUCACCCCUUGCUUACUCUGAUAACAUCAUUGUUCAAACUUCUCUUCAAUUUGGACUUCACACCAUUCCUCUCUUGUCCCCUCUUCAUUUGAACCCUUUGUCAGCGACAUGGCCUUUUCACCCUGGCAAAGUGUUGGGAUUCGCUCGCUCGGAGACCUGUAUCUCGACGGAAUGUUUUCGUCCUUUGAGCAGCUGACCCACAAACAUCAGUUUUUCAGGUAUCUGCAGGUCAGGGACUUUGUCAGCAAGCACAUUUCCGAUUUAUUAUUUCACUUGUUUUACUCUAAAAACUUUAAUGUGGGACUUGAUGAUUGUCUGUAACUUGGUAUCCUCACAUUGAUAUGUCAAUUUUAAGUCAUAUUUACAUCACUAAUGUAUUGAUUUUCCAACCUGAUACCAGAAAGUAAAAUGUACUUGGGUAAUGGCAGUGAACCUGGCCACCUAGUGGGCAUUCUGCGCAUGCGUCAGGGGGUGGUUUGCCCUCAGACUUGCCAAGGCAAAGUUUGAGGCGCCAUGUUUUCACGGGAAGACGGUGGAAGACGACAUGGACGGUCGUUUAACUAGAUAAUUCAUGGUGGAGCCAUAUGGACAUGAACAGCAAGUUAGUGCAGUCAAAGAGUCUAAGAAGCAGAGGAGAGCAGCAGCUUGCACCAACUAGGCCGCCGGACUGUGAAGAAUAUUGACUCUCAAGAAUUUGGUCUCAACAUCUUACACAAGGGUCACAGGUAUGCUGGAGCCUAUCCCAGCUGUCCUAGGGGAGAGGCGGGGUCCACCCUGGACUGGUGGCCAGCCAAUCCCAGGGCACAUAUAGACCAACAACCAUUCCCACCCACAUUCAUACCUAUGGACAAUUUGUAGUGGCCAAUGAAGCUAACAUGUUUUUGGAAUGGGGGUAGGGGGGAGCCACGCAGACUACUACAGGCGGAGAUGCAGCGGAGAAUCGAAUCCAGGUACCUCACCAUAUUUCUCAGAAUCAGAAGCUCUGCCUGCCGUCAUCAUCCCUCCCACCCCCUUCCUGGGUGAGGUCAAGGAGCAGCCCCGUCGGAGACACGGUUCCAUAGGUGGAAGCACAGACGGAUGCCAUCUUUCAUACCUGUCAGCACACCUGAGAUUUCAGGAUGGUAGACCACCCCACGGAAGCGUGUCCAAGAAGACUGGUAUGAUGGUCCAGAAGAACCUGGUUGACUUUGAAUGGGACUUGAGAAAGCACGUCAUGUAAUCUUGGCAAGCCAGAGAUGGAAGGCCAGCAACGUGAUGAUCAUCUCUCCAUGACUGGAUCAUCUGUGCUUUGAAUCAGGACAGGAGCUGGUGCAGUGCGCGACGGACUUCCCCGGGUGGUGGCUUCCCCCUUGCACUUUGUUAGGUUGGUGUGGCACAUUGUGGUUUGGUUUGUAGUGAUUUUCUUUGGUUUGAAUUACUCCUGUUUUUAGUCUGGUCGCUGUGCUUAGCAUCCUUGUUCCUACCUUUUUUAAAAAUUUGUUUUGGGGUACUUGACCGCAUCAAUUUUGUGGCCUAUUUGGCACUCCGGCUGUUUUGACCUUUGUAUAUUUUUUUAACUGAGUAAUUUUAACCAAUAAAUUUAUUAAUACUUUAGUAA